AUGAACACUACUUCAAACAAAACCACCAAUACACAAAACACAAACACUACUACUCCCAACAAAAUCUCCACUAUUUCAAACACAACCACUAAUACACCCAACACAAACACCACUACUCCCAGCACAACCACCACUACUCCCAACACAACCACCACUACUCCCAAUACAACCACCACUCCCGCCACAACUACCAUUUCUCCCACCGCAACUAUCACUUAUACCAACACAAGCACCACUACUCCCAACACAACCACCACUUCUCCCACCACAACCACCACUACUCCAAACACAACCACCACUACUCCCAACACAACAACCACUACUCCCGCUGCAACAACCACUACUCCCAAUACAACCACCACUACUCCCAACACAAACACCAAUACUCCCACCACAACCACCACUACUCCCGCCACAACUACCAGUACUCCCACCGCAAAUAUCACUUCUCCCGACACAACUAACACUACGCCCAACACAACCACCACUACUCCCACCACAACCACCACUACUCCAAACACAACCACACUACUCCCAACCACCACCACUACUCCCAACCCAACCACCACUACUCCCAACACAACCACCACUACUCCCAACACAACUACCACUACUCCCAAAACAACCAUUACUGUUCCCGCCACAACCACCACUACUCCCACCACAGCCACCACUACACCAGCCACUUCUCCCAACACAACCAUCACUACUUCCACCACAACCACCACUACUUCCAACACAACCACCACUACUCCCAAAACAACCACCACUACUCCCGCUACAACAACCACUACUCCCAACACAACCACCACUACUUCCAACACAACCACCACUACUCCCAACACAAGAACCACUACUCCCGCUACAACAACCACUACUCCCACCACUACUCCCAACAAAAUCAUUACUCCCAUUAUCAAUUCUACUCCAAACACAAGUACCACUACUCCCACCACAACUACCACUUCUGCAAAUACAAACACCACUACUCCUAUCACAAACACCACUACUUUCAACACAAAUAAAAAUACUCUCAUCACUACAAACCCUACUCCCAACACAAUCAACACUUCUUCAAAUAAAACCACCAAUACAAAAAACACAAACACCACUACUCCCAACACAAUCACCACUAUUUCAAACACAAUCACCAAUACACAAAACAUAAACACCACUACUCCAAACACAAUCACCACUAUUUCAAACACAGCCACCAAUACACCCAACACAAACGCCACUACUCCCAACAUAACCACCACUUCUCCCACCGCAACUAUCACUACUCCCAACACAACCACCACUACUCCAAACACAACCACCACUACUCCCAACACAACAACCACUACUCCCGCUACAACAACCACUACUCCCAACACAACCACCACUACUCCCAACACAAACACCAAUACUCCCACCACAGCUACCACUACUCCCGGCACAACUAUCCCUAACUCCCACCGCAACUAUUACUACUCCAAACACAACAUCACUAUUUCAAACACAACCACCAAUACACCCAACACAAACGCCACUACUUCAAACAUAACCACCACUUCUCCCAUCGCAACUAUCACUACUCCCAACACAACCACCACUACUUCCGCCACAACUAUCGCUACUCCCACCGCAACUAUCACUACUCCCAACACAAUCAUUACUACUCCCAACACAACCACCACUACUCCCAACGCAACCACCACUACUCCCAACACAACCACCACUACUCCCAACACAACCACCACUACUCACACCACAACCACCACUACUCCAAACACAACAAGCGCUACUCCCAACACAACCACCACUACUCUCGCUACAACAACCACUACUCCCAACACAACCACUACAACUUCCAACACAACCACCACUACUUCUAACACAACAACCAAUGCUUCCGCUACAACAACCUCUACUCCCAACACAACCACCACUACUCCCAACACAAUCACGACUAAUACUCCCCUCACCACAAACACGACCCCCAACACAAUCAACACUACUUCAAACACAACCACCAAUACACAAAACACAAACACUACAACUCCCAACACAAUCACCACUAUUUCAAACACAACCACCAAUACACCCAACACAAACACCACUUCUCCCAACACAACCACCACUACUCCCAACACAACCACCACUACUCCCAAAACAACCACUACUCCCGCCACAACUACCACUUCUCCUACCGCAACUAUCACUUAUCCCAACACAACCACCACUACUGCCAACACAACCACCACUACUCCCACCACAACUACCACUACUUCAAACAAAACCACCCCUUCUCCCAACUCAACAACCACUACUCCCGCUGCAACAACCACUACUCCCAACACAACCACCAAUAUUCCCAACACAAACACCAAAACUCCCACCACAACCACCACUACUCCCGCCACAACUACCACUACUCCCACCGCAAAUAUCACUACUCCCAUUACAACUACUACUACGCCCAACACAACCACCACUACUCCCACCACAACACCACUACUCCAAACACAACCACACUCCUCCCAACACAACCACCACUAUUCCCGCUACAACAACCACUACUCCCAACACAACUACCACUACUCCCAACACAAUCAUUCCUGUUCCCGCCACACCCAGCACUGCUCCCACCACAGCCGCCACUACUCAGCUACAACUACCACUACUCUCACCGCAUCUAUCACUACUCCUUACACAACCAUUACUACUCCCAAUACACCACCACUACUCCCAACACAACCACAACUACUCCCAACACAACCACCACUACUCCCACCACAACCACCACUACUUCCAACACAACCAGCACUACUCCCGACACAACCACCACUACACCCGCUACAACAUCCACUACUCCCAACACAACCACCACUACUUCCAACACAACCACCACUACUCCCAACACAAGAACCACUACUCCCGCUACAACAACCACUACUCCCACCACUACUUCCAACACAAUCAUCACGUCUCCCACCAACUCCAAACAUAAACACCACUAAUCUAAACACAACAAUAACUUCUACCAACACAAACUCCACUUCUCUCAACACAACUACCACUACUCCCUCCACAUCUUCGACUACUCCCAACCCAACUACCACUACUCCAAACACAACUACCAUUACUCCCACCAUGAUCACUAAUACCAAUAUCUCAUUUACUGUCAUCAUCACCACCACUACUUGCAAUACCAUAAUUAUUCACAAUACCACUACUUCUCCCGUCUCCACCACUGAAACAACCAUCACCAACAGUGCCAACAACACCACCAAUAUCACCAACACAACUGCCCUCAACAUAACCAUGGCGACCAUGGUUCUUCCUAUCACUGCGACCAACAGACACUCAUCGGCCAUCUCCACACCGAUCACACCGACGGCAUCCGGUAAUGGAACCAUUUGGACUUCUGUUAAGUUACAUAAAUGA
This is a messenger RNA of Dreissena polymorpha, 3429 nucleotides long. Its product is annotated as mucin-2-like. Lineage: Eukaryota; Metazoa; Mollusca; Bivalvia; Myida; Dreissenidae. The record is from RefSeq and is a predicted model, not a curated record.